GGAGGUCUAUAUCAAUGCAUAAAGAGGCUCCUUCCCGUUGUAUAGCCCAGCCUUAUUCGCUCCAAUACUGGAACCUUCCAGGAUCUACACGAUGGUUCUUGUUGUUGCUUCUUGCCCAUUCUGACUCAUUCUGAGGUCAUAUAACUCGAGAACUUCCUUCAGCAUGAAGUAAUAUCCUUACCAUCCUCACCAAGCCCACCAUCCUCACCAUCCCCACCAUCAAGCCCCAGCCAAUCUAGACCUCUCUCGACCACUCAGACAAUCACCUACCCCACCUCCAUCAUGGCGUUGAAGGCAAUUGUAUUCCUCUCGCGCAGCGCCAAAGUCACCCCGCAAGAGUUCAAAGACUACUACGAAAACCACCAUAUGCCUCUUGCCAAGGAGAUCGCCGGCAGCGCCUUCCCCACCCUCCACCAGCGCUGGUAUCUCGUCCGGAACCCCCAGGAUCCCGCCUCCACCGAUCCAUCGAAUGCCAAUUACCUUGCCAAGGUGCAUGCGGGUCAAGCAGACGAUUUUGCGUGGGACGUGUGCGUUGAGAUGAUCUUUGAAGAUAUGCAGCACUGGGGCGCAUUUCAAGCUCGAUUGGCUGAACAGGGGAACCGGAUUGCCGAGGAUGAGAAGAAGUUCAUGGAUCGCAGCAAGGUCUAUGUGGCUGAGAUUGAAGGGCCAUUUGUGUUGACGCCUUGAGGGUUAUAACUGACGAUGGUGGAUAAUAGGGCGGGGUGAAUGAAUCUUUUGUUCAAGUGGUGAUUGGGCUGCAUCAAUCUAGUCUUGUGCAAGCUUUGCCCUACCUCUCAUUCUUCACUAUGGAGGGGUGCUUUUUUUUCCCCUUUGUCUUUUUCGCUUGACGCGAUACUUGGGAAGUUAUUGAUAUUGUUAUUUGCUCUAUGCUUCAUAAAUUGA
Messenger RNA from Aspergillus japonicus CBS 114.51, 903 nucleotides. Its product is annotated as EthD domain-containing protein. The transcript has a single exon. NCBI's taxonomy places the organism in Eukaryota, Fungi, Ascomycota, Eurotiomycetes, Eurotiales, Aspergillaceae. The record is from RefSeq and is a predicted model, not a curated record. The coding region runs from base 283 to 687 and encodes 134 amino acids. Gene Ontology annotation, molecular function: oxidoreductase activity.